Messenger RNA from Dryobates pubescens (Downy woodpecker), 1416 nucleotides. RefSeq names its product stabilizer of axonemal microtubules 1 (gene SAXO1). Gene Ontology annotation, biological process: microtubule anchoring. Gene Ontology annotation, cellular component: axonemal microtubule; cytoskeleton; centriole. The transcript is spliced from 4 exons. The record is from RefSeq and is a predicted model, not a curated record. NCBI's taxonomy places the organism in Eukaryota, Metazoa, Chordata, Aves, Piciformes, Picidae. Gene Ontology annotation, molecular function: microtubule binding. Bases 1 to 1416 code for a protein of 471 amino acids.
AUGUCUCCUGUAUCACCUGUGCCUUUGUAUAUGCUUCCAUCCUUGAAGAAGUGUGUUUGUCAGCUGUGCUCCUGUGGAUGUCACCAUUGUCUACGUCUGCCCAACUGGCCCUAUGAGAAGAGUGAGAAGCCAUGCAUGGUGUCAGAGUACAUGGAGAGAUACCCCCAUUAUCCUGUCACUGUUCCCAGAGACCCAUUUAAGCCAGAGAGAGCGCACAUGACCAUGCAGAUACCUAUGGAAGGCAUCUCAACUACAAAGAGUGAUUACAUAGCUCAUGAAGUGCUACCACAGAAAACUAAAACACCUGAAAAGCAUGUCAAGACUGAUGAAUGCAUGGAUUUGACCUCCACUUACAAACAAGAUUAUAACUGUUAUCCUGUCUCUCAAGUACUCCCACCAGGCCUCCCUUGUGUGAGAAGACAUAUUCCCAACACCAAAAUGGAUAUGAGAACCACUUAUGAAAAUGACUAUGUGCUACAGAAUGGACUGAAGGCUGAGCCGAUCAGACCAAAUGACAAUUUGCACCCACUAGAAGAAAAAACUAACCACCAAACUGUUGCCCAGCAUGACUAUCUCUACAGGGGACCAAUUGUCACUCAAAGCUGCAAACCUCGCAUGCUGGUUCAGAAAACCAAGGAUCCCUUUGACAAUAUAACUAAUUAUAGGGUGAAUUACGUGCCACAUCCUCUGGAGAAACGUUAUGUCCAUGAAAACGAAAAAUACAAGGUCAAUAAGGUCCCAUUAGAUGGACUCACUACCCACAAAGUGUCUUAUAAGGGGCUGGCUGGUCAGCCAGCCAAGCCUGCAAAACCAGAACAACAAAAGCUUCUCCAUGAUCUUCCAUUUUCCUCUAUAACUGAAUUUCAGGAAAAAUACCAACCCUGGCCACAGCCUCCCAUGUUCACCAAAAAACCUGAGGUAUAUCUUCCUCCUCUGGAGAAAAUGGACCUUCACAGCACUACUCAGACACAUUACAAGCACUCAAAUGGUAAACCGGCCAAGACAUGUAAACCUUCAGCCCAGGCUACAAAAAGUACUGAGCCAUUCAGUAACUCUUCUGUAAUGAGGGAAGACUAUAAACCUCUGCUUUGCAAGAGACUGAACCCUAUUAUUCAUGCUCCAGAGCUGACUUGCCCAACGCAACCAAUGGAUUGUGCGACUACCUUUCAGACCCACUAUGUGCCUCAUUCUCUCACAGUUACAAAGAGCUGUAAACCUAGCUGCUCAGACACAAAGCAUCACUCUCCACUAGAUGCUAAAACCAUCUACGCUACCACCUACACACCAAAGGGCAUUGUUAGGUGCUUGGCAACUUACAAAGACCCACCUGGUUACACCUUUGAGGGAAUUAGUGCUGAUGGUCACAAACUCUAUCUUCCUUCUUCCAAGAGUAAGUAUCUGGAAGAUGAACACUGA